AUGGCCGUCGCGCCGACUGGCAAGCGCGAAAAGAGCAAACGGGUAGUCGAAGCGCAAAAAACCUACGGACGUGGCAAGCCCAUCAAUGUACAGAGCGUGAGGGAUAGGAAGCUACGCAGCAAUCUGAAGGCUGUGGAGGCAAAGUUCAAGGAAGCCGCUCUCAAGGCGAAAGAUGCGGAAAUUCUGCUCGAGCAUGAGGCGGGAUUCCUGGAGCCUGAAGGGGAGCUGGAACGGACAUACAAGGUGCGACAGGAUGAGAUCCGCGACAAUGUCGCUAUCGAGACGGCGAAGAAGGGAUUCGAGUUGAAGUUGGAAGAUCUCGGUCCAUACCGGGCAGAUUACACAAGGAACGGUCGGGAGCUGCUUCUGGCUGGUCGGAAAGGGCACGUUGCGACAAUGGACUGGCGGAAUGGCAGAUUGGGCUGUGAGCUGCAACUGGGAGAGACAGUUCGCGAUGCUCGGUGGUUGCAUAACAAUCAGUACUUUGCGGUUGCGCAGAGGAAGCACGUCUACAUCUACGACCACGCCGGUGUUGAGCUACACUGUCUCAACAAGUAUAUCGAACCGGUCUUUCUCGAUUUUCUCCCAUACCACUUCCUUCUCGUUGGCGCUCAAAUGAGCGGUCAUCUCAAAUACACCGACACAUCGACCGGCCAGAUGGUCGCAGAACUGCCCACACGACUCGGCGCCCCGACAUCGCUUUGCCAAAACCCAUGGAACGCCAUCAUGCACGUCGGGCAUCAGAAUGGAACGGUUACGCUGUGGUCUCCAAACUCCCAAACCAACCUCGUCAAAGCACUCGUGCACCGCGGCCCCGUUCGCUCGCUAGCGGUGGACAAACAAGGACGAUACAUGGUUUCAACAGGCCAGGACCAGAAGAUGUGCGUGUGGGAUAUCCGUAUGUUCCGGGAGGUGCACUCCUACUCGUGCUACCAGCCCGGAGCAUCGGUCUCGAUCAGUGACCGCGGUCUGACAGCAGUCGGCUGGGGCACGCAGGUAAGCGUAUGGCGCGGCCUCUUCGACGCUGCGCAAGCGGACCAGGGCAAAGUGAAGAGCCCGUACAUGGCCUGGGGCGGGGACGGCCACCGCAUCGAGAACCUGCGCUGGUGCCCAUACGAAGACGUCCUGGGAGUCGCGCACGACAAGGGAUUCGCGAGCAUCCUGGUCCCCGGCGCCGGAGAGCCCAACUUCGACGCGCUGGAGGUCAACCCGUACGAGAACACGAAACAGCGCCAGGAGGCCGAGGUGCGCGCGCUGCUCAACAAGCUGCAGCCCGAGAUGAUCUCCCUGGACGCCAACUUCGUCGGCAAGCUGGACACGAUCCGCGACCAGAAGAACCGCGAGGAGAAGGAUCUCGACCGCCGGCCCGAGGACCCGAUCGAGAAGCUCAAGAACCGCGGCCGCGGCCGCAACAGCGCCCUGCGCAAGUACCUCCGCAAGAAGGGCCGGCGCAAUGUCAUCGACGACAAGCGCGUCAAGGCGGAGAUGCUGCGCAAGGAGCACGCUGCGCGGCAAAAGGAGAAGCUCCGCGCCGAGCGGCAGGACCUGGGUCCUGCGUUGGCGCGGUUCGCCAAGAAGGAGAUUUGA
Aspergillus fischeri NRRL 181 is the source of this 1587-nucleotide messenger RNA. RefSeq names its product WDR46/Utp7 family WD40 repeat domain-containing protein. Bases 1 to 1587 code for a protein of 528 amino acids. Gene Ontology annotation, cellular component: nucleolus; 90S preribosome; small-subunit processome. Gene Ontology annotation, biological process: maturation of SSU-rRNA from tricistronic rRNA transcript (SSU-rRNA, 5.8S rRNA, LSU-rRNA). The record is from RefSeq and is a predicted model, not a curated record. The transcript has 2 exons. NCBI's taxonomy places the organism in Eukaryota, Fungi, Ascomycota, Eurotiomycetes, Eurotiales, Aspergillaceae. Gene Ontology annotation, molecular function: protein binding.